CGAUGACUCCGUAAAGACGAAUACGAGCCUUCCAGACGUCGCAGGGCGGGCAUACCGACUCGGGGAAAUUGAGCGCAACUCAGCGUCUAUAAAUAUCCGUGCCGUCGAACCGUCGCCGUGGCCGUUCCUCUUUCCGUCGAUAGCGCGGCUCCCGUCAAAUCGAAGCCCUGUGGGUCGAGGACCCUUUGGGAGGCCGCUUCAACAUCGACGGAGGAAGCGACUGCGUGUUAGCCGGAGAAAUCGCCGGAGAAGACGACCUCGCCCAAAGAGGUGUAUCCCGCAAGAUGCCGCAAGAUGAUGCUCCUGAAAGGAUACCAAUCUUGGAUCGAUGCAAAGAAUGGUUCACAAACAAAAGUCUUCGUGAGUAAGGCAAAAGCAGAUCGUUGUUGCUGCUGCGAUUGCUGUUGCUGUGAGGGCAUAGGCGUUCCCUUCGUUCUCCUUAAGUCCGUCGACUGUUGGCAGAUUAGCGAAGACUAUCGCGGUGAGGAAGAUGAGGAUUUACUGUGGAGCCUCUUAGGAAUGUGGCUGCACCAACGUUGGUCGCUGGCCAAAGGCAAGGGCGAAGCUUCGCUUUUCUCAGCGGCGUUGGUCGCUGACCAAAGGUUCCUGGAACAAUAUGAUUCUAAACGGAAUCACUGCUUCUCGGUGCCUAGACAUAAAAAUCGGACCUUGCUAUUUGAAGCAUUGUUCUUCUCUCAGAUAUGCCCCUCUUUGUGUUUCUGCAACAUCUCCUAAAUUUAGAAGCCUUUCUAUAGCUGAUGAAGGAAAGAAUGUUCUUCCUUUUAGCGGUUCUCUGCAAUUAUCUCGGUCAUCUAGCUCCUUCCUAUGCUGGGAACAUCAUGGUAAUGCACUUAGGAUGCCUUCAUUGGCCAGAAGUAAUAAGGUGAGGUGCAGAAGCCCAGUAAUCUCUGGAGCAUCAAAGAGUUACUUCACUUACCCUCCAAUGACCAGUAAGCCCAAAUGGUGGUGGAGGACCCUAGCCUGCACUCCAUAUCUCCUGCCUCUUCACUUGAUGUGGAUGCAUGCCGACUCAGCAUACCAUCUCCACCCACUCUUGCAGGAUUGGGACUUCCUAGUGAACCCCUUCCUCGAUACGAUAGCAUUAAUGCCAAGCUGGAUCCUGAUGGUUCUCAUGUUUUCUGCCUAUUAUUUUGUAGUGAGGAGAAAAGAAUGGCCUCAUUUCCUGCGUUUUCACAUCAUCAUGGCUAUGCUCUUGGAGAACGCAUACCAGGCAAUAGCAAUUGCAUGCACUUGGUUCCCGAAGACUCUCUACCGUGGCGAGCUGGGGAUGCAUUUCUGGCUUGCUGUUACGUUCGUGCAGUUGUAUACGGUGGUGGAAUGUAUGAGUUGUGCACUCUGCGGCAAGUAUGCAGAUGUCCCUUUCGUCUCUGAUACAGCAUAUAUUCAUUCGGAUCCAAAGAUUUUCUAGGGUUUUCUAUUUUGUUUGUUUUGUCUGAAUUAGUUAACAAUGUGUGUAUGGCUUGUAAGAAAAGACUCCUAGUAUCACACAGUUCUGUUAUGCUGUGACCUUUUACGGAUAAGUUUUCGUUCAAUCUAGGUUUUUGUUCUCUAUUGAUACUUCCAUCGAAUAAAGUGAUUCUGGACAAUUGAGAAUUA
Messenger RNA from Musa acuminata AAA Group (dessert banana), 1617 nucleotides. RefSeq names its product protein TIC 20-I, chloroplastic. Lineage: Eukaryota; Viridiplantae; Streptophyta; Magnoliopsida; Zingiberales; Musaceae. The record is from RefSeq and is a predicted model, not a curated record. The transcript is spliced from 4 exons. The coding region runs from base 617 to 1429 and encodes 270 amino acids.